CACCACCACCACCACCACCCCCCCAGUCCGCCCGUAACCGCCGGGCUGUCGUUCAAACCCCCCCCCCGUCCUCCCACCCACCUAACAACCACCCUCGUCCCUUAAGGGAUUCUGAACGAUUGGUUCGCGGCGGAGGAACUGGUUCUAACCCUGGACUCCCAAUUGUUCUCUGGCUUGCUCCGCUCACCCUCUUUCUCGCCAUUCUAUUUGCUUGCUUGCUUGCUUGCUCCUCUCUCUCUCUUCCUUUUGGUUUGCUUUCUCUCCCACCCCUCCCUUCUCAUAAUCUCCAAAACACCACCCCCCUCUUCCUCCAUCCUCUCCCCUUCACCCUCACCCCUCCCUUUCUACCUCACCCUAUUUUGGCUCUGCGAGUCGUUUCUCUUCUCCGCUUUUCCCCUAAUUCCUACUUUAUUCUCUUCGUGCGCCCCCCUCAGCUCUUGCAGUCGUGUCGCUGGUGCUCUUUUUGCUGCAGGGCUACGCUUUGUUUGGUGCCCGAUUUAGUCACUGCAACGACUACCCUCGACUAAAACGAAAAGGCGUUAAGAAACGCCUUUUACCGGAUCCAACCCCCCCCUCUACUAUAAUUCUGGUUGUAGGCCCUCUUGGACGAGUAGCCUGCUCAACUACUGGUAUAUUCGUUCCCCUACACGUUCCACGCAUCAGAUCUUCGUCUCGAGUCUCCUCCCUUUGACCUUUUGCAGUUGAAUCUGUUUAUAUCUCGAAACCUCGCUUGUGAGGAGAGCAACCUGCUUUGUCGUGGCCGAGUAGAUUCAUCGAUAUAUACAUUGCUCUUCCACCCUUUUUUUUUUUUUUUGUUUACCCUCGCUGCUGCUGCUGCUGGUCAUCAACAACCAUGGCUCUACUCGCGCCGAAAAGUCAGUAUGUUCACAGUAGUUCACACCUCCAUGCUACACCUCCUACGAGUUCGGCUCUUUCUCAAGCUUCCCCAACAAAUUCUGAAUUUUCUGACGGUACAGGUGUAUUAGAUGAUAUUCGGUAAGAUCAACUUUGUAAUCGUAUCUGUUGCACUAUUAACGCUCUUGUAGAUCUUGGGAUGAGCGAAAAGUUGGCGGUUGGCUGCGGGAUAUUGGUUGCUCCAAAUAUGAGGGUGAUUUUUCGAGUAUGUUUCAUCCGAGGACACGAACCUAAUGAUGUAAUAAUAUCAACAGGAGAGGCUUUGUUGGAGUGUGAUCAUUCGGUUCUCAAGGAAUUAGGGAUAAAAAAGGUCGGGGAUCGUGUGCGAAUAUUUGUUGCGAUAAAAGCCCUGAGAACAAAGGCGUAUGGGAAUGGCAAAAAGCGCAAUAGGGAUACCUUGGCUGCUCUUGAUAAUAUGAACGGAAUGCCACCAUACCGUACCCCGACGCAGUCGCCGUAUCACCCGUCUCCCUCUCAGAGUAAUAAACGGUAUUCACGAGCUCUUCAAAAUGACAUAUCUUCCACCCUCAAUAGCAGCUCAUAUAGUCGUCCCGAUAGUCCUAGCGACUCGGAAUACCCCCGAUCUUAUCCGCGGAACGGGAGUGCUCGCAACGUUAUCAGUCCACCGCUAGAAUCUGGCCGUUCAAACUUUGGCCCCCCGACUCCGGCUUCUGGUUCUUCUUCUCACCCGACAAAAACACCCAGGACUCCCCAUGACUACAGCAAACCUCCCCAAGCGGUCGCCAAUUCCCCUCACCAUAUGAAGCCAACUCACAGACAAUCUCCAAGUCUGGACAAGGGAAUUAUGGUCCUAAUUUUAGCUCAACAGGAUGCGAUCAAGGUUAUUGGUGAUGGUGGUCAAUAUCGUGUUAUUAACAUUAGUGAUUGUAACACUCCGGAGACACUGAUGCGUAAGAUUAUCAAGAAGUUUGGUAUUAAUGACCAUUGGCCAAGUUGGGGUAUUUAUAGUAUUGUGGAUGAAAACGGGAAAGAUGCAGCCAGAUGCCUUAGCGAUACUGAACUGCUUCGGAUAGCCCAUGAUGUCAAUCGGCCGGAGCGCACCAGGCUUAUAUUAGGGAAAAAGGUGGCUCCACCCCUGCCUUUAUCCUCCGAAUUUCGUGUCGCUCAGCAAAUUGCGAGGGAGCAGCAGGAUAUGGCGCAAAAGAAUUCUUCGGCGGAGGCCGUCUACGGGAACGCAAACAACUCCAAGGUCAAGGCCCCGUUUGGGUCGGAUCUUCGUGAUAUCCCCUCAUCUCCAAUGAGCACUUCAAGUCAGCUGUCCCCGGCUUCUCCUACCGCGACAGAUCCAGCCUCACCUAGGAGUCGAGAUUCGGGACCUAGUCGCAAGGCAUCAAAGAAAAUCACCGCCUUCUUUGGGCAGCGCCCGCCUAGUGAAUUGAUCAGUUCAAAUCUGGCGGAAUACUUCCCAGAUCAUGAGCACAAGGUUUUGGAGAGGACUGUUCGCAACUCAAUGAGGCGCUCCGCCAGGAUGAGCAGAUACAACAAUCGUUUCAGCGUUGCUACUACCAGGAGUUAUGCGUCAAGUCUGAGUGAUGCCCCACCCGUUCCAAGCGUUGGGGAUGCUUGGUUGAAUGCUGCUAGUCCGAUCAUGUCAAAUGUUCCCAGCAGGGUCCCGAGACCACUGUCGAUCCGAAAGUCGUUCUUGCCUUCAACAUCCUUUUCGGAAAAUCGGGAUUCACUUGGGGCAGUCCCGGAGGAUGGAGAGUCAUCGCCUAUGGGCUCUGAGCGGAAGAGUUAUAUGUCUUUUGAUAGCGCUAAAGAGGAUUCUAUUAGAGAUUCCGUCAACGUUAUUGUCACAGAUACCGAUACUGGGAGUACCAUGGAGAGCUAUUUGGACACCCAUAGCAACGCCUCUACUCCAGCAACUGAAGUCGACCCCCAUGCGGCCAGUAUGCUUGGCCAAUUCUUGAGUGCAGGGGAGUCGGAAGAAGAGGAGGAGGAUGGUGAGGAGGAAUACCAGGAAGAUAGCUGGGGCGGUUUGAGGUGGAUGAAGGGAGCACUAAUUGGAGCUGGGUCCUUUGGAAGCGUUUUUCUGGCAUUGAAUGCCUUGACUGGAGAGCUUAUGGCUGUCAAGCAAGUCGAGAUGGCAUCCGGUGGCAAGGAAGAUGCUAGGAAGAGGAGCAUGGUAGAGGCCUUGCAAAGGGAGAUUGAGCUUCUCAAGGAUCUCCAACAUCCCAACAUUGUCCAGUACCUUGGAUCCAGCGACGAGGAUGAUUCACUCAAUAUUUUCCUUGAAUACGUUCCUGGUGGAUCUGUUGCAGCUCUACUUAACACCUAUGGUCCACAGAAGGAGCCCCUUAUCCGCAACUUUGUCCGCCAGAUCCUUACUGGUCUCGCUUAUCUCCACAACAAAGACAUUAUUCAUCGCGAUAUCAAGGGUGCCAAUGUUCUGGUUGACAACAAAGGUGGUAUCAAAAUCUCAGAUUUCGGUAUUUCCAAGAAAGUCGAGGCUGGCCUUCUUACCUCGUCGAGCCAUAGGCCUUCUUUGCAGGGGUCGGUUUUCUGGAUGGCUCCAGAAGUUGUUAAGCAGACCUCUUAUACUCUCAAGGCUGAUAUCUGGUCGCUUGGGUGCCUUAUUGUCGAGAUGUUCACUGGAACUCAUCCUUAUCCCGAUUGCUCUCAGCUACAGGCGAUCUUCAAGAUUGGCACCGGAGGAUCUGCGCCAGCCAUCCCUUCAAAGUGUUCGGCGGAAGCAAAGCAGUUCCUUUCUCGCACCUUCGAGUUGGAUCAUGUCAAGAGGCCCACGGCUGACGAAUUAUUGCUUAACCCCUUUUUGAAUCCGAUGGUUGGACAAGGUCCGAUAGGGGAAUGAGGCAGGGUUGGCUUUUUCGACAUGGAGUGAUGACCUGUUAUGAUGAUGGCUGGGUUGUAUUUGGUGUCUGAUUUUAUUUUUAUUUUUAUUUUUAAAAAAGGUUCGAUUUUUAUACUUUCUUGUUUACAUUUUUUCCCCGUAGGGGGUCCUAGUCGGCUCUGCCUUUCGUGUGGAUCUUAACUUUUUUCUUGUUCUUUUUUUCUUUCUUUCUUUUCCACUCACUUUUUUUUUAUUCAUCUUGCAUGCAUUAUUUCGGGAGAGAUAUCCGAUGGGUUGUCCGGGGAUUUUUUUUCUUCUUUUUUCCUUUCUUUCUUUUCUCUGAUAUACCAUUUUCUGCUUUUCUCGUUAUCUCUGCAUCGCCGGCAAUUACCUAAACGCUUUGGGUCUCAUCUCAUUCUUUUUCUCUCUAAAUAAUCUGGGCGGUUCUAGCGAUGGAUAUGGUGUCUGAGGAAGCCUUGUUGGGAGUUUUAGGUACGGGUUAGGCAUGGAAGGAGGCCUGGUUUCUAUGGCCUCCAUUACGGCAGUAAUAUUUUUGACCUAGUCUAGCUAGAGGUCACAUCAGUGAAAUGGCUUAUGAAGA
Tuber melanosporum (Perigord truffle) is the source of this 4328-nucleotide messenger RNA. RefSeq lists its product as uncharacterized. The transcript is spliced from 4 exons. Gene Ontology annotation, biological process: signal transduction; protein phosphorylation. NCBI's taxonomy places the organism in Eukaryota, Fungi, Ascomycota, Pezizomycetes, Pezizales, Tuberaceae. Gene Ontology annotation, molecular function: ATP binding; protein kinase activity. The record is from RefSeq and is a predicted model, not a curated record. The coding region runs from base 1103 to 3748 and encodes 881 amino acids.